AUGGGUAUGGAAGAUACAGAAGAAUCUUUUCAGGGUGCAGAUGCCAAGCAAGAGCGGCUCGAGGGGACCGGGUGCAAGGAAGCGGAGAAAGAAGGCGCCGGGAAAGCCACCGGGCGAGAGGGUGUCAUGUUCAUGUCCUUCAGCAUGCAUGGGCAUUUCCUGGCCCGCUACAAAGACCGAGUGGUGGCGGAUGUUCUGGGAGGGUCAAGUGAUCCCUUGGCGCGACGGCUUAUCGUGCAACUGGGUCUGUACCCCCUCUGGUACAAGAGGGUCCACAUGCUAUCCACGGGAGAGAUCCGGAAGGUGCUUUUGGCCGCCACCCUGAGCAAAUCCCCGCAGCUCUGCCAGGGCUUCCCCCGCCUCCUUGUCGACCUGGGCUUGGCCCGCCGCUCCAUCCCGCGCACGUCCAUGGUGCUGGUCACGCACCGUCGGGAGGAGGUCCCUCAGGAGGUGGGGCGCCUGGUGUCCGUGGACGGCUUCGAAAUCGCCUCUCCCGCGACGUUUUGUCCCUGA
This is a messenger RNA of Nannochloropsis gaditana CCMP526, 513 nucleotides long. Its product is annotated as atpbinding cassette superfamily. The record is from RefSeq and is a predicted model, not a curated record. The coding region runs from base 1 to 513 and encodes 170 amino acids. The transcript has 4 exons.